This is a messenger RNA of Ectocarpus siliculosus, 2735 nucleotides long. The record is from the annotation of a GenBank genome assembly. Lineage: Eukaryota; Phaeophyceae; Ectocarpales; Ectocarpaceae.
GAGAGAGAGAGGUAGCGCAGCAGGCUCGUGGGGUUAUCUUGCUCUCCAGGAUACAUUGGAAGAAAACCGCUCCUGGUUGUUGUUUUGUAGCCGAUUUCCAUUUCGGAGGCGGAGCUCGUGUCUUGAGCACCACAAAAGGAAGGAGCGGAGAGGAGAGCAAAGGAGCGCGGGCGCGAUCGAUUUGAACCACCAGCAGCGGCGAGGAACCGUUGACAGGCGCCAAGGGUAGCAUGGAGCGAGAGGACAUGGGCACGUUCACGACGCCGGUCGUCCAUACCAAUGCCGAGGGGGGCUGGGGGCCAGACGCAAGUGCGUUGCCUGAGCAGUUCCUGGACGUCCCGUACGCGCCGUUCGGCAAGAGCGAUCGCAUCGGAAGGGCGGCCGACUUCACGGCGCCCGUGUACUUCCAGAACCGGAGCUUCCGUAACCGACGUGGGGAGGACAACGCCGUCAACGCGGAGUUCCAGUACAAGUACGACAACGAGGAGGACGAGGCGUUCCGCCUGGUGGACACCACAAAGUCCAAGCAGAACCGGUUCGGACCGCGUAACCGCUGGAACAACAACCGUGGCCGGGGGCGCGGUCGCGGCGGUCGGUUCGGCGGACGGUUCGGGGAGACUACUCGGGGACAGCCGGCGGCGAGUCAGGGGGGACAAGCCGGGAAGGACCGCACUGGAGGUCGCUUCAUCGGCGUGCCCAAGAACAAGUGGGAGCGUCAGCGGUUGGCGAGGGGACGCGGCCCGUACCGGAGAGACCGCCAGCGCACCGACCGCCAGGCCUCGGUGCAAGUCUUGCCUGACUGGCAGGUCGUGGAGGAGUUCGAGCUGCCGCAGCUAACGAAGCUCCAGACCAACAUCCCCAAGGCGGAGGACAUCCAGUGGUGCGGCUUCUUGGAGCAGUACGACGACCAGUACGAUAGGAUCACCUCCAGAACCGAGAGGCGCCUGCAGCGGUGCGAGAAAAAGGAGUUCUACUACGUGACUACGACCGACGACCCGGUGAUGGAGAAGCUAGCCGUGGAGGGUAAGGGGAACGUGUUCGCCACCGACGCGAUCCUGGCCCACCUGAUGGCCUCACCAAGGACCAUCUACCCCUGGGAUAUCGUCGUGCAGAAGGUGAACGGCACCUUAUUCCUCGACAAACGGGAGGCGAGCCAGCUGGACUACCUCACCGUCAACGAGACUGCUGUGGACCCGCCCACGCCGGGCGAUGACCCCACCAACAACAUCAACGCGCCGGACCGCCUCAGCCUCGAGGCCACCAUGAUCAACCAGAACUUCUCCCAGCAGAUCCUCAAGCCCGGCAACCGGAAGAACCUGGAGAUGCCCAACCCUUUCUUCGACAAGGACGAGGCUGCCCCGGGAAUGACCCCGGCGGCCAUCGGGUACCGCUACCGCAAGUUCCAGUUGGGGGCUAACUACACGGUAGUGGCGCGGUGCGAGGUACAUGGUACGGCGGUCAAGCCCGGCAUGAAGGCCGGGGAGAAGCAGUACAUGUCGGCCUUCGCCUUGAACGAGUGGGAUUCCAAGCUGGCGGGCGGAGUGGAAUGGCGCCAGAAGAUCGACACACAGAGGGGAGCUAUCCUUGCGACGGAGCUGAAGAACAACUCCGCCAAGCUGGCCAAGUGGACGGCGCAGUCGAUCCUGUCUGGCGCAGACCAGAUGAAGAUCGGCCUGGUGUCUCGGGUCACGAAGGCUAACGCCUACGAGCACGUCGUCCUCGGCACCCAGAGCUACAAGCCCAGGGAGUUCGCCACCCAGAUCACGCUGAGCGCGAACAACAUGUGGGGCAUCAUCCACAUGAUCGUGGAGCUGCUGAUGAAGCACGAGGACGGGAAGUACGUCGUCAUGAAGGACCCCAACAAGCAGGUGGUGCGUGUCUACAGCGUGCCCGCCAACACGUUCGAGAGCGAUGACGAAGACGAGACGGACGAUGACGAUGACGUCAACGACCAAGGACAGAACUAAGUCGCCGCACGACUCCGACCGCCGAAAACUCGGACAAGUGGACGACCGCAAGUAAACAUCGGUGCUGGCUUGCCUAGCCUAGGCUGGCGUAUGUGCUCUUGUGCUGGUUUCUCCGGGGGGAGGGAAAGAGUCCUCGGCAGCAGAUGAAAUUUUAAUCGGAGGGAAAUUGCUGCUGCCAUGGCGGUCGGUCGCCCCGUUCUUGAUUUUUUUGUGUUGGGGAGGUGGCGCGGUCUUCUCUCGGGCUAUGCUGCAGUUGUAGAGGUGCCCUCGCCCUCGCCCUCGCCCUCGCCGCACCUGAACCGAUUCGCUUCUUGUUUGAUAGCACCUCCUCUUUUUUGGUGUGCGUCAGGUCAUCCGUAGGCAUAGCACGAACGCGUGUCUACAGCAGCAGUAUGGCAUGGCAGCGAGACCGUACCUUGACCUCUGAGGCUUUGUUUGGAUCAUAUUCCAUGGGGCGAAGCUGGUGUGUGUUUGCAGGCCUUUGUCGGCGCCGUUCAAAAGGUUGGCUAGAGUGUGUGUUGAGAAUCGGAUGUUGGGGUCUUCGGCACGUUUCUUUUGGGGUUCGGUGUUUUCGUGGCAUGUGUCUUGUCUGCAUUUGGGCUGAGGGAGGAGCCGGCACUCCUUGUUUUCACAGCAACCGCCGUGUUUACUUGUGAGCAAAAACGGAACAAUAACUAUUGGAGAAAAAGAAAAGCCGAACGAGAGUUGACGCCUUCCGGUUCUUCCGUAUCAAGAGAGACUAUGCAAACAAAAGUUUUUUUUUGUGAU